Lentinula edodes (shiitake mushroom) is the source of this 1219-nucleotide messenger RNA. RefSeq lists its product as uncharacterized. The transcript is spliced from 2 exons. The record is from RefSeq and is a predicted model, not a curated record. Lineage: Eukaryota; Fungi; Basidiomycota; Agaricomycetes; Agaricales; Omphalotaceae. The coding region runs from base 75 to 731 and encodes 218 amino acids.
UUUUAAACUCUUCGAACCCCACAUCCUUCUUUGUGGUAGACUCGCUCCCAGUGUAAAAGGUUAACGCGUCAAUCAUGUUUGGGCUAUUCAGACGUAUAUCGAACUCCGUUCUACCGCGUCCAGAUAGGCCUUGGGAUGAUGAUGCCACGUCGAAUGCACCGAAAGUAGGCCGUAAGCGACGGCUGAGCUCAACUGAGCGGGAUCUUGCUGAAGAUAAGGAGGAACAAUCUCGGUCGAAGAAGCAUAGGGGUGACACGCCGCAGACCUCCCUAGAAUCACCAACAGUCGCUACAUCUGUCGAGGAGGAGACAGGAAACACAUCUCAGGUCGACUUGGAAGGCGUCAAGGAGGUCACGGAAGGUGUGAAGGAAGUUGACCUCGAGGACAAACAGACAGCGGAACACAGUGAUGAGGCGGAAGUGGCUACGACCAGCGACGAUUCUAACGAUGAGACCGUUGUUGCUCCAGAAACAGUGCCUCUGCCUGAAGAGGUUUCUGGAGAGCUUGACGAUACUUCGUCGACUGCCUCCACGCCUCCAGCACACACUGUGGACGAAAAUGCUGAAGAUGCUUCUAAACAAGUGUCACUGUCAUCGGAGACGCCAGUUGCAGAGAUGAAACAAAGAACUAGAGUCGAUCAGGACACUGUCGACGAGGCCACGUUACUACCAGCAGAGUCCGAUGCAAAACAUUCGACAACGGAUGGAUUAAAGGACGAGGCUUCCGCAUGAGAACCUAUGCAACCCAUUUCAGACUUCAGUGCCCAUCCUCCCUAUUCACACUCACACCUUCACACCUUCCUUAACACCAUGCCACGUUACCCACUGUACAACCUUUCUAUAUAUCCUCAUUUAUGUCUACUUACUGAUGGAGGUGUCGCUUUUUCUGCUUUUGUCUCAUCCUCUCAUAUCUUAUCACUGCUUUUGGUGUACUAUCACAUUUACAUAUAACCCACUCAGGUUUAUAUCGCUUCACUUGUAGAGCCUGACUUUUGCUAUCUUUUUGACGUUUGUAACCUUCUGCCUCAAUGUUUUGACCCUCUCCUCUGUUGCUUUCAUCUUCCAAUCUAUCAACACCAUUGUCACUGUAGCUGCCCAAGAUUCUUAAUAUUAUGAAUCUAUUUAGCACUCUUGUUGUUUUGCAUUUAUGCAUUUAUGACUCUUCACGGUAUCAUGAUCUUGUAUGCGCUUUGGUAAUAAUUAUUUAUGGGAGCAAUCGG